Messenger RNA from Schistosoma turkestanicum, 4224 nucleotides. The record is from the annotation of a GenBank genome assembly. Lineage: Eukaryota; Metazoa; Platyhelminthes; Trematoda; Strigeidida; Schistosomatidae.
AUGCCUGAUGCGUUGACAGUAGAUGAGUUUAUAAGUGACACUUUAAAUGAUGUCAGACAUCCUCUCAAGUGUAAUUUUAUUUCGAAAAUUUCUAGUGUGAGAUGUACAGUAUAUAAUUUGGAUGAGAGUUUAGAGACAGACCGAAAUGUUCUUAUACGAUCGAAAAAAUUAGUUAAAUCAGUUGUCGCUUCUGGAAUCGCCUAUGCUGAUCAAAUAACAUCAUUAUGUGACUUUUUAGAAAGGCUUGGUCAAAUAGCUUUGGAAGGCAACGAACCUAAUGGAAAUGAUAUCGCUACCAGUCUUUGCAAGUUCUCUGUUGUUCACCGAGACUUGGCUAACAUGACUAAACAUUUGAUGCAGAAUUUAAAUAGUAUUGUCGUAUUUCCAAUGGAAACAUUUAUGCAAGGCGACAUCAAAUGCGACCUCAAAAAGCCCUUCGAAAAAGCACUUAAGGAUUAUGAAUAUAAGUAUGAUAAAUUACGAAAAGAAAAGUUGCAAACGAUGAAGGAAACUGGGUGCUAUAUUCCCGAAGCAUUUACAGAAGGAAUGACAAAAGAUUUAGAAAAAGAACGUCGAAGACUCCAACUUGAGACUUGUGAGUAUCUGAUCAAAGUAAAUGAAUUAAAAGCAAAACGUGGUGCUGAUCUUUUGCAACAUUUAAUUGAUUUCUUCUAUGUUCAAACUCAUUACUUACGUGAAUGUUUAGGUGUAAUGGAUCAUUUUGGAAAGUCAAUGAGUGAUUUAUCUAGUCGAGUAAAUGAAUUACAUAAAAUUAAUGAUAUACAAAAGCGUCGUCUUGUUGAUACUCGUGAAGAAGUCAAAGGGGUACUGGAUAAAGAGUGUGAUUCGAUUCGUCGAAAAUCUCGUUUAUUUGGACAGUCGGUACAAACUGGUGUCACGUAUGCAGCACAACCAACUCAAGUGAAUCGAGCAUUUGGAACUAAAAAGAGUGGAUUUCUGCUGAAGAAAUCAGAUGGAAAGGUAAAACGUGUUUGGCAACGUCGUCGUGUACGUAUUGCUGAUGGUGAAUUAUGCUUAUAUCAUGCAGAUGAAACUAAACCACCUGUACGGCUAACUUUACUUACUUGUCAGGUUAAAUUACCUACAGAAAAUGCAGAGAAUGAUUCCAAUUUAAAUCAUAGUACUACUGGAGUUGGUGGUGGUAGUGGUGCUGGUGGUAAUUCAAUUACUUCAGAAGGAAAAUUCUACUUUGAUCUUGUUUCAAAUAGUCGAACAUACAAUUUCCAAGCCGAAGAUGAACAGGAAUAUGAAGAAUGGAUAAGUAUUUUAAAUAAUGCAAUGCAAGAAGAAUUCAACAAAGCAAUGAAUGGUGAACAUUAUGCAACUGCACAAUAUGAUCAUCUCUCGGACACGACAACAAGCACAUCAAAUCAUUCGGUUAAUAAUAAUAACAAUAAUAAGAAUAGUAUUACCAACAGUGAUAGUUUAGUUGCCGAUAUGGAUUUAGUCUAUUCAACUCUAACUGCUCAAGGAAAUCAUCCCAGAAAUAGGAAAUCUGAUAGUUUUGGCGAUAGUCUACCAGGGAGUGUAAAUGAUUUAUUAGAUUCCAGCGGUUCACAAGUUAGUCAUUCGCAUGAAAGUCACUUAGAUAAUGUAGACACUUUUUCAACAGAUGGUAUUAAUCCGGUUGAAUCGAAAGCACGUCCAUCGAAAUCACUAAUUCAAUCUUCUUUACGAUUCUCUGCACCUGGUAAUGAAGUAUUUGCUGAACGAUUAGAUCUUAUGACACCAUUUCAACCGGAAGAUGAUGAUAAUUCCACAUCAUUUUUACCAGGAACAACUGCAUUACAUAUAGCUGUAGAAACAACCAAUCCAUUCUUGACCAAAUUCAAAUCAAUUUAUUCUCAUGAAAAUAAAUUACACAUCACUGAUUCAACUGAUGAACAACAACAACAAACUGUGGAAUCAUUUUUAAAUUUUUAUAAUAAUACUACUAAUAAUCAUCAUCAUCAACAUGAAUCAUCAACAGUAUGGAAUACAAUGAAUAAUUAUGACUUAGAAAAAUCAUCCCAUUGUAAUUUACCAUUGGUAGAAUUCAUUUUACAAAAUUCCACAUCGGGUAGUUUAAAACGUACCAAUAAAUUAGGCGACACAGCAUUACAUCAUGCUGCUCGUUAUGGAUGUGUGGACGCGUUGAAAUUAAUUGUUCAAGCUGGCGGAAUUCCAACAUCAUUACUUCAAUUAACUAAUCAUACUGGUCAAACAGCAUUAGAUAUUGUGGAUACAAUAUUGUUGACAGAACAAAAAUCCUGCAAUGAUAAUCACAAUGAAUUAUUAGAUGCUUAUAAACAAUGUCAAUAUAUUUUAAAAUUAGCUAAUUUCAUUGCAUCCAAUCUAUUCUCUUCACAUAAAACAACAACAACAACAACAACAAAUCAUUUCAUUGAUCAUGCUACACUGUGUUCAUCUCCGUCUUCUCCGUCCUCUCCUUCAUCAUUAUUAUUUCCGAAUUUACAUAAAUCUAUGGAUAGAUUAACUAAUUAUCGUCAUCAUCUUACAGAAUUGUUAAAUCAGUUAAAUUCCAUUGAUUGGUGCCCAUUGACUACUACUACUAGUACUACUGCUACUUCAACGCCAGCAUCAUCUGCAUCAGCAUCGUUCAUGACAACCGCGACCAUGACAACCAUGACAACGACACCAACAACAACAGUACAUGUAGUAAAUCAUGGUAAAAGUCAUUAUAUUUGUAAACGUACUCUCAUUCCUACAACUAGCACUAUGAAUGCUGCUGCGAGUAUAUCAUCACAAAAUAUGCAAAAUGUAACUACUACUACUACUACCACUAGUAGUAGUAGUAGUAGUUCAAAAAAAUUACAGACGAAAACAUUGCAUGAAAAUAAUAAUGGUAAUAAUACUAAUCAAUCAGAGGAGACAUUUUCAUUAUCACCUAUCAUGAAAAAUAUUGAUCAAUUGAUUUCUACGCGUAAUUCAUGUGAAUCAUGUACACCAAAACCAAGUUCAACUGGUAAACAAAUAACUUUUGAUGAAAAUCAAUAUUCUAGAGAUAACGAUGUUAUUUCAUCAGUAUUAAAUAAGCCUAUACGAUCCUAUAGUCAACAUUCACCUUCAAUUCAUUAUGGUAGUGCGCUGGCUACAUUACCAAGAAAAAAAGGUCCCGCUCCUCGUCCACCGUCUGUAGAUGAUCAAAUGAACGAUUCUAGUGGUGGUGGUGGUAUGUCAAUUCGAAGUACUGAUUUUUGGAAUACGUUCAAUCGAUUAGAUGUCAGUCGUACACCUAGUUCUUCAAUGGUUCAUGAAAAACCAUUGCCGCCUAAUGAUCAUAUUGAUAUAAUUUUGGAUGUAUUGGAAGAGAAGCCAAUUAUUUCUGAAUCGCUUGAUCUUUCUGCCAAUACCAUCAGUGCGACUGGCAUAGCUACCACAACAACAGCAACAACAACGAUGACUACUGCUUCUUCUUCUGGUAUCUGCACAUCACCUGCUGUUCCACCGAAACCAAGUUAUUUAUCCAAUACAAUUUAUUCAACUUUACCUAAUCGAAAUUCACAAUUGAUUCGAAAGAGUCCUAAUUUACUCAGUUCCAAUUUACCUAUCCUCUAUGAUACUUCUUCAACGAAAUCAUCCCUGAACACUUCGACUGGAUCAACGGUAAAAGUUCCUAAAUCAAUGGUGAAUUCAUCUAACCGAUCGGUUGAUUCCAUAAAAUAUUCUUUAUCACAACAUACAAAUGAUAAUUAUCAGACCAAUUUACCACAGACCACUUCAUCAACAACCAUUCAUCAUCCGCCCACUAUGCCAACAACAUCAUCGCCAUCCCAUUCAUUGAAAUGUAUGAAAAACUCAAAUCAAUUAUCAUCAUCAAUGGUAAAUUGUAAAUUAGGUGAUCUAUUCGAAGCAUUAUAUGAUUGUGAAGCGGAAAAUCCCGAUGAAUUAACAUUUAAUCGUGGUGAAAUUAUACAAUUACUUCAUAAACCAGACGAUGAUGAUGAUUGGUGGGAAGGUUUCAUUCAAUCCGAUCCAAAUCGACGUGGAAUGUUCCCAGUGACUUAUGUAAAAAAACAUUUUUCUAAAUAGUUAAUUUAUCGGUUGUUUGGUUUUUCUUUUAAAUCCACAGUGCAAUUUUCGUUUGUUUGUUUGUUUGUUUUUAUUGAAAUUUUAUAUCCUCUCUCUCUCUCUCUCACUUUGAUCAGCAUUUUUUUUCAUUUGGAAACUGUUCAUGUUAUUGUUGUUAUUGUUGUUGUUGUU